AUUUUCACAGGCAAAUAUCAUUGGGCGCAAAUGUAUUGCCUACAUACAUACAUAAAAGAUAUACAUAGGUACAUGUGGAUAUGCUGCAUUUACAUGGAUUCGCAUAUAUCGAAACGUCUUGUGGAAUAGAAAGUCAAAAGCAAUGAUGACAGCAACAAUGCGCUUUAGAAGAACAACACCUAAAUACAUACACACAUGCGUGUAUAAACAAAAAAAAUUAAGUACGAGUGAAAACCAUCAAACUGAACGCGUCUGCGCAAUCCACAGUACUCAUCCGCACACUUGCAUACGCAGCACACAUACACUUGCACACACAUGUGUAGGCGCAUCACACCAACGCUUAUCGCAGAUGCGACGACAACGUUUACCAACAACCAAAGCCGAUAUCAGCAGCGGUGGCGGCGACGACGACUGUCGAGCGAUAAGAUAAGGAACUCACACAUGCACACCAACUCUCCUGGAGUGGUCGCAAAUAAAUCAUAAUUCACACAUUCAUACAGCGCACACACUCACAGUUAUGGCACCCACCCAACCAUACAUACAGAAGUGUGCGGUUUACCAGAGUAAUACGCGGUUUCCCGCUACUCAACCGCACUUCCAGCGCGCCCUGGCAACAUGUCCGGCGGUUCUUGGAGAUGGAAGCACAGACGCAGCAACAAUUGCAACAACAGCAGGUGCUUGUCAAACAACAGCAACAACAACAACAAGUGCAGCAACAACAUUUGUUGGUGAAUAUCAAAACGGAAGUGAAUAGCGGAGAACCUCAAGUGCCCGCUGCGGCGACCCCAACACUGCAGCAACAACAAACGGGAGCAUCGGCUGUUGAGGACCAACAGCAAGUUGCGCAGGACUUACACCAUACACAAUCCGCGCAACAAACACAACAACAGCAAGCAUCACAGCAACAACAGCAAAUUUCUAGUCAACCAAAGUCGCAUACCCCAAAUCAACAGCAAGAGCAACAACAACAACAACAGCAACAGGCACAACAGCCAGCCACAUCAGUGGCCACAUCGGUUGCGUCCAUCGUCGGUGCUCAGUCGCGCUCCAGUGAGGAUUACAGCAUAUCUUUGCCGCGCAGCACCCAACAUCGACGGAUAUUGACUACAGCUGGUACAUUCGAGGUCAGCGAUAAUCGCGAGGGUGACCAGCCAGACUCUCAGCCGGAAUAUCAUCACCAUCAGUCACCCGCCGAUUAUGUGGUGAUGGCACCGCGCAAUGAAGAUCAUCCACCACCAGGCACCGCCGUCUACACUUACACUACCACCGAAAAUGGCCAACAAAUUAUUUGCACUGAAACUGGCGCAGCCAUCAAGCUCGAGGAUACCGAAAAAGAUCAGCAAGCAAGCGCGGAGGCACAACAACACCACCAACAACAGCUGCAGCAGCAUCAGCAACUAUGUGCGCCACCCGGCAGCGGUUACGGCGAUACGAUUGUUGUAUCCGCCGCAGCAUUGCAUCAACACCAGAAUUCACAUGGUGUCAUCAAUGCGUCAGCGCAUGGCGGACAUCCGGGCGCAGCAUUGCGCUUCGAUCCGGAUGGCCGAUACAGCAGCGUCCUCCAAGACAACGGCAAUGGACAAACGAUUUACUAUGAUGCCACAGUAGUGGAUGCUGCCGGGCAUCCCAGCGAAGCAAAAACGUUUACCGAUUUGGGUAAUUCAGAGUACUAUGCGGGUCCUCCGUCGUACGCACUGCCACCACCCAAUAAUUCCAUUUAUAGUGUACCGGGUCCAACACAGCUGAUAUGCAAAUCGGAUCCGAAUCUAGGCGCUAUACGCCAAACUGGGCAAUUUCAGUCCUUGAUUGAGCCGAGCAUGCAAGAGCAGUCGAUUUGGGCGCCGUCAAAUGUGGAAUUCUCUGGUUAUAAUACCUAUCAUCAUCAGGUAGUUGAUGACUAUGGCGCAGGCAAUAUGACUGCGACGCAUUGGCCAGGCGCGGGCCCAAUCACCGCUUACGAAACACCCCUAGCGCCAACCAUCUAUGAGUCGCCCAAAUGUGAGAACUGUGGCGCGCACUAUAUACGCAAAGGUAAUGACUUCUACUGUCCCAGUGGCUGCAAUCAAUUGCGAUCGACGCAUGUGCGCAUACCAGCGCGUCAGGCCAAGCCGAAAGCGCCCGCCAACGCCAACAACCGACGCACCGGCGUCACCUGCGCCAACUGCAACACCAACACGACGACACUGUGGCGACGCAACAACGACGGCAAUCCCGUGUGCAAUGCCUGUGGUCUGUACUUCAAGCUGCACAACACCAACCGCCCGCAAUCGAUGAAAAAGGAUGGCAUACAGAAGCGCAAACGCAAGCCAAAGAAUAAUGGCGGCAUGACGACUAUGAAACCAUUGCCUUCGCUUCCAGGCAUGCCACAGAACGUGACACUCAUGACACCCAACGGCACGAUCUAUCCCUCGCAAGUGCCAGCUUUAAGUUUGUCCAUGAAUGGCGGCGGUGGUGGCGGUGGUAUUGGUGGCGGUCCGCAGUCUGUUUCGGGUGAACUACAUGACAUGUCCGUGAGCGGUAGUGGCUCAGCUGGCGCCGGCGCUGGCUUAAUAUCGACCGGAGGUGUGGGUAGCACUGUGGUGGUUGCUAGUGGCGCGAGCAGCUCCGUCACCGGAACGGGACCGCGCAGCGUAUCGAUCGUGCACCAUGUGACCGGCGACAGUCAGUCACCCUACCACAACCCACCAUCACAAAGUCAAUCGCCACAUUUAUCCAAUCCCUCACCAUUGAAUCGACAGCCAAUUGCUCAGAGUGUCCAAUCGCUUGAAGCCACACGACCAGCUAACGGCGAAAUACCAACUAGCGUUAUAACGCGCACUGGACUACCAGAACGCUCCUCGAAUAAUUGAGUGGCCUUACGUCAUUCAUAGAACCCACUCCAACGCAUCAACUUUCCUUCGAAAUGAAUUUGGCAGCUUGAGUCAUGAAUUGCUUGUGUUUGUAAAAAUAUUGCUUACUACUUUACGAUAAAAAAUUAGCAUAACGUAAUAACGAAAUAGUAAUUUUCUUCAAUUUGCUUGCCUUUAGCUUUAAAAAAAUAAUUAGUAUAACUUAGUGCCAAAAAUAGUGUUGUCCACAAGUACUAGAGAAUUUGUGCAAUACAGUUAGAGUUAGACAGAAUAAGCUAUACUUACGUGCUACUUAUGGAAUUAUGAUUACUUAUUUAAAAUCGUUUUGUAAAUGACUUGUAAUUAAUUAUGUA
Messenger RNA from Anastrepha ludens (Mexican fruit fly), 3202 nucleotides. It is a transcript of the gene GATAe, whose product is annotated as box A-binding factor. Gene Ontology annotation, molecular function: RNA polymerase II cis-regulatory region sequence-specific DNA binding; zinc ion binding; DNA-binding transcription factor activity, RNA polymerase II-specific. Bases 636 to 2849 code for a protein of 737 amino acids. NCBI's taxonomy places the organism in Eukaryota, Metazoa, Arthropoda, Insecta, Diptera, Tephritidae. Gene Ontology annotation, biological process: negative regulation of transcription by RNA polymerase II; cell fate commitment; positive regulation of transcription by RNA polymerase II. The transcript has 6 exons. The record is from RefSeq and is a predicted model, not a curated record.